Molecule: messenger RNA, 3559 nt
Organism: Acipenser ruthenus (sterlet)
Lineage: Eukaryota; Metazoa; Chordata; Actinopteri; Acipenseriformes; Acipenseridae
Exons: 19
Coding region: 77-3172 (1031 amino acids)
Biological process (GO): neutrophil migration
Cellular component (GO): apical plasma membrane; cell surface
Molecular function (GO): protein binding; calcium ion binding
Source: RefSeq, a predicted model, not a curated record
CGUUCGUAUCUCAACAAAACUCCAACUGGCUUGUAUUCAGUCCGCUGGUGUGUUAGCGUAGAAAUUAGAUUCGAAAAUGAUGUUACUGUUUAUAGUACUUUGGCUGGCCGUACAAUCACAUUCAGACUUCAUAGGUGAAAGAGAACAUACAUGUGGUGUGGUCUCAAUCUGCUGGAUGUAUACGUUUGAUAUCGACCCUGAAAGACCUGCAGUACAGUUCAUGCUGGGAGACUCUGAUUUACUGAUGGCUGGAGGAAAAGGAAAGUUCACGUCUUUGCAAUUGGCACCGUGUUAUAAACCCAAAAUAACAUUUAAAACCAGCUCCAGGUUGGAAACGUGGAAGCUCUCCACUACCUGUCCCCCAGCUGCUCAUAAUGUGAGGCGAUACAGUCGGCCUGUAACAGAACCACAGGGCAGGACUAAGGAAGCUUUGAAAAAAGUUGGUGACAUCAACAUGUGUGAAAAUGGAGCGCAGUAUCUUCUGCAGGAGGAUGAUUUUUUUAUUCUUGUUGGUUAUACUCGCUACUUCCCGAUAACUGUGCAGUCCAGAGACACGUCUUCUCUGCUUCUCUCCUGGAAUGUCACCUCCCCUUUGUACACAGUGGCCCUGUAUGAUAUAACAGGCACGUGGCUGAAGAAUGAAACCACUGACGAGACACUGUACAGGGUGGCUGGCCUGGAGCCCUGCCGAGAGUACAGAGUCUGCGUCCACUUUGCAAGCCACCUCGCUGUUAUGUGUGUAUCGGCUUUAACAGACCCUAUGAAACCGAGCAACUUCAGCAUACUUCGCUCCAACUCCAUCAGCAUCACAGUUUCAUGGACAUACCCACAAUCGACACAUUUCUCCUGGUUCAAUCUCACCAUCUUCCUUCUCGACCACACUCUAGGUGCAUACGUGCAACUGGAUUCGUCUUAUGAACAUGCAGAGUCAGAUUCAGAGUUUGUUGUUGAAGACAUUCCUCCAUGCAGUGAAGUGCGCCUCGCCCUGCAAACGGUCUGUGAGACCCAACUGCACACAACAAGCAGCCUGCCAGUUCUUGUCAACGGCAGCACAGGAAUGGAAUUUCAGAAUGUAAAGCAGACUGCAGCCACAGUCGGAAGUUACACCCUGGAGUGGUCUGUGGUGGGCAAUCUUUCCAGUAUUCGGGUUUUGUUUCAAAUUUACAACGACGACGAACUGAAGUAUUCCACGAGAGAGACAAACUACAUGGUGACUGACUUGCAGCCCUGCACCCAGUACAAGGCGAAAAUAGAGGCAGUGUGCAUCACGGGCUGGAGUAGCAUAACCAUUGAUGCAGUAACUGGUCCUGGAACUGUGUACGAUGUCCAGUUCAUGCCAGAGGAAUUCCGGAUUGUGUGGAAUUCCCAUUCUGGGCCUGGUGUUGCCUUUGGCUACCAGCUGUUAAAAAGGGGUGAUGUCCUUCGGACGGGGUCUGUAAACACCACCUCCCUCGAUAUUGGCUACAUGGAGCCUGAUUCUGAUUCACUGUUUGAACUGGAACUGUUUGAGACAUGCGUUAAGAUGAGAGGUCAUUCUGUAUUCUAUCAGUUUGACUAUAAAGCCUUCUCAAGAAUUCCUUCUAAAGAUUCCUUAUCACGAGGGUUGUGUAAUCUAUGUGAGCUGUCAGAACUUACCAUUGUAGUUCCGUGGAAGCUUCCAUCCUACCUGGUGGACCCUUUUGCAAAGUCCAGACUUAAAUUUAAAGAAAUUUUCGAACACAAACUGGCGGUUAUGUUUAAGGGAUACGAAGGGGCAGCGGGAGUUGUGGUUGAACUCGGAAAUUUCUCACAGCUUGAGAAUGCAACUAAAAUACAUUUUGAAGUCUUCGUUGCAGACGGCAGUGGAAGCAAAGUGCUGUUAAGUGGCGAGCGACAGAGGAAGCAUAUUGAAUCGCUUAACGUCACUAACAUCACUGUCGAGGACAACCACACUCUGCAAUGGGAAGAUGUAGAUGAGUGUGCAGCCUCUGACCUGAAUAAGUGCUUCAAACACUCCCAUUGCAUCAACACCCUGGACUCGUACACCUGUGUGUGCUUUCCCGGGUACUUUGACUUCAGUGAGGUUGGCAGUACUGAGGGAGCACUCUGUGACGAGGCUGGAAUGUAUGUUCUCUGUGAACCUGGCUUGAUGAAAGUUGGAAUUUCGAAAGAGUUUCUGAAGAGCCGGCUUGCUGAGGACCUCAGUCUGGUUCUGAAUGAUGGUAGCUGCCCGGCUGAAGAGGGAGCGGAUUUCUAUUCCUACUCCAUCAGAGACCAGCACACCUACUGUGGAGCUCUGAUUCAGGUGAAUGACACCCAUGCAGUGUUUAAGCAUACGGUCUACACCACCCAUCAGUCCAGGCAGGUUGUCACUCGCACUGACCUGACGCUGGCAUGGGAAUGUGUGUAUCCUCGUGAAUACCUGCUGCAGACCCAGCCAGGAUUGGAUCCAUCCAGUGUGCCUGUGUCGGUAGUGCUGAUCAAGUACAAUUCCAGUGGGAUUCUUCAGCUCCGCAUGACUGUCCAUAAGGAUGACACGUUCAGCGAUGACCUGCUCCCAGAGGAAGUGCUGUACUGGCCAAGCAGUGACGUCUUUUUUGAAGUGACGCUCGGUGCGCCACAGGGAACCUUCGCUGAUGGCUUUGUUUUGGAGGUGGUUUCCUGUUGGGCCACACAGACCCCAAACUCAGCAGAAGAACCAAAGACCUUCUUUCUGAAAGGAAGCUGCCCGGUUGAUCACACGUUCAAGUGGUAUUCUGUGCAGGAAGCUGAGCAGCGGAGUCGUUUUUCUGUGCAAAUGUUUUCCAUCGCCCCCUACAAUCCUAUCCACGUUCACUGCUGGAUCAAGAUCUGUACUGUGACAGAAAAGCACAACUGCUCAAGGAAAUGUCUAGCUACGCCUUCUGUGAGGAGAAGGGAUUUAAAUCACAACUUGAAACCAGGUGAAGCAGUCCUUUCAUUGGGGCCAAUCACUGUUUGGGAUCCAGAUAAAAUGAAGGAGGACCCUGGGCAACGGCUAUCAUUUUGGGGAAAAGUUCAAAAUGCGAUGUUGGUCGUUGGUGGAACAGCAGGAUUCCUGCUUUUAGCUUUGUUUGGUGUGAUUGUACUGAAAGUCAUUGUGAGAUACAGCGAGUUGCAUCAAGAAAGGACUGCGGCACUACAGAAUCACCAUGAGUCACCAGUGUUUAUAUAAAAAAAAAAAAGCGUUUCAAAAGCUAACUCUGUUUACUUUCUGGACCAAUAACAAAAACAACUCCUCUUUGGUCAAGGAAGUCCAGAGCUGUGUACGUACAUGGGAACUCCGUCGUGGUUUUCAGUGCUGACCAAGGCUUUAAAAUAGGUCUUAAUCUCAGCCCCUUUCUUUAAGUUCAUUGGUAUGUGUUUUUUAUUUAAUUGUGAAAUAUUAAAUAAAUACACCCUAUAUAUUUUGGAAGCUUCUGCCUUGUUUCUACCAUUCACUGGGAUUGUUCAAAUUAAUUUGAUACUGUUGAUUUAACAUCAUAAUUCUGGAGAUUUUUAUAUGUAAGAAAGUAUGGCAUGUGCUCAGAAUAAACCUCAUCUAAACCCUGACAAUCCUCCU